Canis lupus familiaris (dog) is the source of this 754-nucleotide messenger RNA. RefSeq names its product defender against cell death 1 (gene DAD1). Gene Ontology annotation, biological process: protein N-linked glycosylation. Lineage: Eukaryota; Metazoa; Chordata; Mammalia; Carnivora; Canidae. The coding region runs from base 119 to 460 and encodes 113 amino acids. Gene Ontology annotation, cellular component: oligosaccharyltransferase complex; membrane. The record is from RefSeq and is a predicted model, not a curated record. The transcript is spliced from 3 exons.
GGCGGGCGGAGCGGGGCUGCAGAGGUGCGCAGGCGUCAAGGCUACGGACUACAUCCGGGGUGGCCGUGGCUUUCGCCGGGCGUUCGGGGAGCGCAGGCCGAGAAGCGAGUGUGUAGUCAUGUCGGCGUCGGUAGCGUCGGUUAUCUCGCGGUUCCUAGAGGAGUACUUGAGCUCCACGCCUCAGCGCCUGAAGCUGCUUGACGCGUACCUCCUGUACAUACUGCUGACCGGGGCGCUGCAGUUCGGUUAUUGCCUCCUCGUGGGGACCUUCCCCUUCAACUCUUUUCUCUCGGGCUUCAUCUCUUGUGUGGGGAGCUUCAUCCUAGCGGUUUGCCUCAGGAUACAGAUCAACCCACAGAACAAAGCAGAUUUCCAAGGCAUCUCCCCAGAGCGAGCCUUUGCUGAUUUUCUGUUUGCCAGCACCAUCCUGCACCUUGUUGUAAUGAACUUCGUUGGCUGAAUUAUUCCCAUUUACUUAACUGGGGAGUGGGAGACUAGAAGAAUGUUCACUUUUUGACUUCCCUUGGAUGAGAACUUUUGAGAUGGCAACUUGGACAUGUGGAUUUUCUUCAAGAAAAAUAAGAUUUAUACUUAAAUACUGAUUCUGAUUUCAAAUGUAGGUGGAGAGCCCAGAGAAGUUUCCUUGCUUCUGUGUUAGAGCAGCUUUGUAAUGAGCAUUUAUUAACAUGACCUCUGCUUCCCAUUAAGUGUAACCUUUUUGCCUUCCAAAUUAAAAAACUCCAUGCCACUCCUU